AUGUCCAUGAUCUCAACGCUGCCCGUCUGGUUGCAGAUGGUCACCUCGGGCAUCGUUGCUCUGGGCGCCUUUCUUAUCCCCGAGUCCCCGCGCUGGCUCAUAGCUAAUGACAAGCACGACCGCGCCGCCCAGGCCCCAGGCGACGUGGAUCAUCAUCUGUGGGACUACCAUGAGCUGUGGCAUACGCACUCCGCCCAUCGCCGUCUAAUUUGUAUCAUCGGUAUGGCUUGCUUUGGCCAGAUCUCGGGCAACAGUCUCUCCUCGUACUGUAAGUAG
Sodiomyces alkalinus F11 is the source of this 276-nucleotide messenger RNA. RefSeq lists its product as hypothetical. The record is from RefSeq and is a predicted model, not a curated record. Lineage: Eukaryota; Fungi; Ascomycota; Sordariomycetes; Glomerellales; Plectosphaerellaceae. The coding region runs from base 1 to 276 and encodes 91 amino acids. Gene Ontology annotation, biological process: carbohydrate transport; transmembrane transport. Gene Ontology annotation, cellular component: membrane. Gene Ontology annotation, molecular function: carbohydrate:proton symporter activity. The transcript has 3 exons.